This is a messenger RNA of Guyanagaster necrorhizus, 544 nucleotides long. RefSeq lists its product as uncharacterized. The record is from RefSeq and is a predicted model, not a curated record. Bases 140 to 454 code for a protein of 104 amino acids. The transcript has 4 exons. Lineage: Eukaryota; Fungi; Basidiomycota; Agaricomycetes; Agaricales; Physalacriaceae.
GUUCAACUUCCUGAUGCUGAAGAUGCCUCCACUAUACGUGCGGCAUCAAUGCACUUCUCCGACAGUGAGGACCAAGAUGCCGGUUUCGAAUAUAACGAGCGCCACGGAGACUAUUCUUCUCGCAUAGAAGAACUGCUAGAUGAUGAAGCUGAGAGAUGUGUUGGGUCACGACACUGAUGACGAUUCGGACAUGGAUACGAGGGAGGUGGAGCAAUCUCUUCUUAUUAGUGACGACUCUACGAAUAAGGAAGACAUAACGAAUGUCGACGCUUUGUCCGACAAUGCACCAUCCAGUCCAGAUGCGUUGCCUGCUGUCUCCUCGCGAAUGGGUACUCCUGAUCCUAGUGGAAGCAAUGGUCUCGCACGACCCUUUCUCCACCCAAAUGUAUCCCGACUUCGGUCAUACACUCCUCAGUCGUCUCGCAUUUCUUCGACGAAUGUCCUCUUUAUCUAAUCUUCACACUGCGUCUUGGACCGAAGAGAAUGGCACUUCCUCUUUAAAGCUACCCCAGACAGACGUCUUCAAAUGGACCCAACUGCGUGU